AUGCUUUACUCAUUGCGAGACUUGAUGACUCGCUCUCACAAAAUCAACGACCGUGACCACGUUGGCCUUGCCAACGGCACCGCUUCCCCUCAGGAGCAUCUCCCUCGCUACUUCGCCAAAUCCGGAUUCAAUGCCAACAACGAUCCCAACAGAGUCAAGAAGUCCGGCAAUGGUAAAGGCAAUUGGGGUCGUCAUGGAGAAGAGCUCGAGGAUAUGGACGAUGUCUACCGCCCUAGCAAGCCUCGCCGCCGCAGCAAUGCAUCCGCUCAACUUCUCGAUGCUAUGACAUCCAAGUUCGAGGUCACUGAGGCCGUUCCUAUGUUCAAGCAGAAUGUCCAUGGUCCUUCGGCAGAUGACUAUGCCGCUCUGGAGAAGACCAUUUCCAUGGAGUCGGCUCCCAGUGAAGCUGGAACUACUACUUCCUCCGAGGGUAGUGAUGAAGGGAUGACCAAGUAG
This is a messenger RNA of Aureobasidium subglaciale EXF-2481, 456 nucleotides long. RefSeq lists its product as uncharacterized. The record is from RefSeq and is a predicted model, not a curated record. Bases 1 to 456 code for a protein of 151 amino acids. NCBI's taxonomy places the organism in Eukaryota, Fungi, Ascomycota, Dothideomycetes, Dothideales, Saccotheciaceae. The transcript is spliced from 3 exons.